Messenger RNA from Leguminivora glycinivorella, 3332 nucleotides. RefSeq names its product serine/threonine-protein kinase unc-51 (gene Atg1). The transcript has 16 exons. Lineage: Eukaryota; Metazoa; Arthropoda; Insecta; Lepidoptera; Tortricidae. Gene Ontology annotation, cellular component: autophagosome; cytoplasm. Gene Ontology annotation, molecular function: ATP binding; protein serine/threonine kinase activity. The coding region runs from base 258 to 2426 and encodes 722 amino acids. Gene Ontology annotation, biological process: peptidyl-serine phosphorylation; protein autophosphorylation; autophagy. The record is from RefSeq and is a predicted model, not a curated record.
UAAAAUCACUUCUAAACAUUUUGCGGGUUUGCGUUCAUUGUGUGUUGUGUAUUGCUACAGAAACAAUGAUGCGUAAGCGUGAGUGUAUAUAAAGUGCAAUAAAGGAUUCAUCUGAACAAUAGGAAGUGAUUAGGAGGACAUUAUUAUGCUUUGAUCAGAAUGUAGCACCUAAUCAAGUUCCACAGUGCAAACCUAAUUAUUAAAAAAUAGUAUUGAUCUUUUUUGUACAGGACUAAAUAAAUAUAAACUGUUUUAAAAUGUCUGUGGUUAAAGGAAAAUUAGUGAAAAUGGAAGUAAUCCAAGUAGGUGAAUACGAAUUCACCAAGCAAGAUAUAAUAGGACACGGAGCCUUCGCGAUGGUUUACAAAGGAAGGAAGAGAAAGAACCCAUCGCAAUCAGUGGCCGUGAAGGUGGUAACGAAGAAAGGUAUUCAGAAGGCAUCAGAGAUUCUCGUGAAGGAGAUCAAAAUCCUACGAGAGCUCACAGCACUGCAUCACACAAACCUCGUGGCCAUGCACGACUGCAUGGACAGCCCCGCUUAUGUGUAUGUCGUCAUGGAGUAUUGCAAUGGCGGCGACCUGGCAGAUUACCUGCAGGCCAACCGGCUGCUGAGCGAGGGCACCAUCCGGCUGUUCCUGCGGCAGCUGGCCGAGGCCAUGCGCGCCAUCCACGCCAAGGGCAUCGUGCACCGCGAUCUCAAACCUCAGAACAUACUCCUCACACACAACGUUGCGCCGCCCCGCACGCCUCAUCCCUCCGAAAUUACUCUUAAGAUUGCCGACUUCGGGUUCGCGAGAUUCUUAGAAGAAGGCAACAUGGCGGUCACGCUCUGCGGGUCACCGAUGUACAUGGCUCCAGAAGUGAUAAUGUCACUGAAAUACGACGCUAAAGCGGACCUGUGGAGCCUGGGCACCAUCGUGUACCAGUGCCUCACGGGCAAGGCGCCCUUCCAGGCCACUACGCCGCACGAACUCAAGGCCUUCUACGAGAACAGCAUCGACCUGCAACCCAAAAUGCCCGCGGGAACUAGUCCAGAGCUGUGCAACCUGCUGAUUGGGCUGCUGCGCCGGAGCCCGCGCGAGCGCAUGCCGUUCGAAGCCUUCUUCAACCACCCCUUCCACCAACGACCGAGAACCACCUCCUAUACGACAGCGGCGGGAGGGGCGCCCGCGCCGAGCUCGGGCGCGUCGGCGCGCACGCCGCCCGCGCCGCGCGCGCCGCAGCCGCCGCCGCAGCUGCACACGCUCACAGCCAAUGCCAAGAAGCCGACGUCCUCCGCCGAGUCGUCGGACACGACCUGGGCGGGCGAGGACGACUUCGUGCUGGUGGAGGCGGACAGCGGGUCGGGCGAGUGCUCCGCGUCGUCCGGCUCCGAGGCGGCGCCGCGCCCGCGCACGCUCACGCUGCCCGCGCCGCCGCCGCCGUCGCAGGACCCGCCGCAGCCCUCUAAGAACCCGACGCCGUCCGCCGCGAGCAUCCAACGCUCGCAGCCCAUCACAAUGCUGCGCUCCAACCAUUCGCGGAACCCGACCAACCCCAUCGGCUCUCUCUCGCCGCCCACUUUCCCGAUGGGCACGCCGCUGUCGACGCGGCGGCGCAGUGCGUCGGGCAGCUCGCCGCCGCCGUCGCUGUGGCAGGUGUCGCCCACCAACAACAGCCCGCUGCGCAGAUCCGGAUCGUCUCCGCCAGUGCCGCUAGCUCUGAAGGGGUCGGGCGAGGCGUCUCCGAAGCGCGCGGCCACGCUGCCCGACGCGCUGCUGCGCGGGCUCAAGAUGCACAACAUGCACGAGCCGCCCGUCUACAUCCCCAACCUGCAGGAGGAGACCAUCCUGGCCGAGGAGCACAGCAAGGUGUUCUCGCAGCUGAACUUCGUGCUGAUGCUGGGCGAGCUCCUCGCCGACCUCGCCGUCUCCUGCGGCGCGCCGCUCGCCGCGCUCAUGGACACCUCCGACGAGCGGUGCAACGAGAGCGUGCGGCUCGGGCUGCUGGUGCAGGCCAUGCAGGCGCUGGCGGCGGGGCUGCGCCUGGCCGCCGCGCACUACCGCGAGCGCACGCUGCAGCCCACGCCGCAAGUGCGCAACGUGGUGUCCCUGAUGAACGGAAAGUACAAAUGGAUCGUGAACGAGUCGCGGCGACUCCACGAGGCGGGCGUCACGCCCGCGGUCUGUGAUAAGAUACUCUACGAGCACGCCAUCGAGCUGUGUCAGAUGGCGGCCAUCGAGGAGCUGUUCGGCGACAUGAAGGAGUGCGAGCGGCGCUACAUGUCGGCGCAGGUGCUGCUGCACUCGCUCGUGCAGCGCCACCCGCUGCAUCCGCACCACCGCACCACGCUCUCCAAGUACCGAGACGCGGUGCAGAGGCGGCUGAACUGCCUGAAGGGGCCGCGCAAGCUCAUGGACGUGAAGCUGGAGGCUGGGAUCUCAUAAUGCAAUAAGCGACCAGCGACCGAAUACUAUCCUAAUAGUAAGCGUAAGCGACGCAAAAAGAGAAGUGAUUUUAUUUUGUUGUCGACAGACUCGCAGUGAGAAAAUUAUUAAUAAAACAAAGUAUAAAAGGAAUAAGUGAAUAAAUAUCAAUUAACGAUCGAUGUAAACAGUCGUUUUAGUGAUGAAGAUUACCAGAGAUUGCAAUAGUGAAUUAUAUUUUUUUAUAUGCAGUAAGUACAUUCUGAGCCGUAGUAUUACCGUAGAGCGGCGACCAUCUCGACGUUGGACUAUUCUAGUGAUCGCUUGAAGUGAUAGUUGUAGAUUAGAUGUGUGUUGGAUCCCUUAUGUCAUAAAUGGUUGUAUCUUUUAAUAGUUUGUAAUGUUAGUACAAGUUUCAUCAGAGUAAACCUUCCGCUUCUUCGAUUCUGAGGAGCCACGCAAAUUAUUUUAGAAAAUUGUGCAUGUAUUUUGGUUAUCACCAUUUUAGGGUAAAUACAAAUAAAUAAAAAACAAAAAAACAUAAAUUAGAAAACGUAGCAUUGUUUCCUAACUCACGUAUCUUGUAUGACAUUUUGAUUAUUACAGACUUAGCGUAACGUAUAAAGUGACUUCGUGAUGUACUAUCUCGAUAUAGAUACAAUGCUAUAGAGAUCUCAUUAUCGACCAAUAACAAUAUGGCAUUUUUAGGUUAAGAUAGAAAUUAUGUUUGAAGGUUUCUCGAAAAUAUUAUAUGAAAGGAUUUCUGUGUAUUCUCUCAAACCAUUAUUUUAUUUUUAAUUUGCCAAAAUUGUGAUUAUGUAUUUCCUCAAAAAUAAUAUUAAUUGCUUUAUGAUAAUAAGAAUAAAGACUGUUGUAUUAUACAUAUUUUGUUUUUGUUUUAAUAAACACUUAUUUUUAUCAGCAUGA